This is a messenger RNA of Jaculus jaculus (lesser Egyptian jerboa), 1701 nucleotides long. It is a transcript of the gene Lgsn, whose product is annotated as lengsin, lens protein with glutamine synthetase domain. Gene Ontology annotation, cellular component: cytoplasm; membrane. Lineage: Eukaryota; Metazoa; Chordata; Mammalia; Rodentia; Dipodidae. Gene Ontology annotation, molecular function: glutamine synthetase activity. The record is from RefSeq and is a predicted model, not a curated record. The transcript is spliced from 4 exons. The annotation marks the transcript as partial.
UUACAGGACACGGCAAAGGAUGAAGGCGAGACUGAAGGAAGCAGGAUGAAUAAAUCAAGAAGGACCAGAAAGAAAGCCACCAAAGCACACCCCAGCUUAAAUGAUGUGGGAGAAAUGAAUAGAUCUGAUUCAAAAGAGAGGAUCAAUAACCAAAUGGUGCACCCUGAACUGGCAGAUCUGAGCCAAUGUGGCUCAGCUGGGCCUCAUGUGUUCCGCAACGACCAGGACUCCGAGGGUCAGACAACAGUGAUAAGACCACCAACUCCUAAAACGUCAACCGGUGCUGAAUUCAACCCAAACUCUGAUCGUGUCAGGGACAACACUCAGAUCUUGACCCCACCUCAACUUUCUUCUAGAAUGAAGCACAUUAAGCAAGAGAUGGCCAAAAAUCACCUCCAGUUUGUACAAUUCGAAGCAACAGACCUUCAUGGUGUGUCCAGAUCUAAGAGUAUCCCUGCACAACUUUUUCAAGAAAAAGUGGUCCAUGGUGUGUUCAUGCCCCGGGGUUACCUGGAGUUGAUGCCGGCUCCUAAGGACAACGAAGUGAAUCACAUACGAGCCACUUGCUUUAACAGUGACAUAGUCCUGAUGCCCGAGUUGUCGACCUUCCGGGUCCUGCCCUGGGCACAGAGGACGGCGCGUGUGAUCUGCGACACCUUCACGGUGACCGGCGAGCCCCUGCCCACCUCGCCCAGGCUCAUGGCCAAGCGGCAGCUGGGCCGGCUGCAGGAGGCGGGCUUCUCGCUGCUCUCCGCCUUCAUCCACGACUUCUGCAUCUUUGGCGUGCCCGAGGUGAUCAACGCCAAGACCCUGUCUUUCCCCGCCGCCACGUUACUGAAUAACCACGACCAGCCCUUCAUGCAGGAGCUGGUGGACGGCUUGUGUCACACCGGGGCCAACGUGGAGAGCUUUUCCUCCUCCACCAGGCCUGGGCAGAUGGAAAUCUCUUUCCUGCCUGAAUUCGGCAUCAGCUCAGCCGAUCACGCGUUCACGCUCAGAACGGGCGUCAAAGAAGUGGCGAGGAGGUACAACUACAUAGCCAGCUUUUUCAUCGAGACCAGCUUCUGCAACUCGGGCAUCUUGUCUCACAGUGUCUGGGAUGUGGCAGGGACCAAAAACAUGUUCAACAGCAACGUCGUGGUCAGCCAGGGCGGCGGCUGCAGCGCGGGAGGCGAGCGCCUGUCGGUGCCCGGGCGGCGCUGGCUGGCCGGGCUCCUGAAGCACGCGGCUGCGCUCAGCUGCCUGAUGGCCCCGGCCACCAGCUGCCGCAAGCGCUACUCCAAGGACAGCAGAGACCCGAAGGACAGGGUGCCCACCACCUGGGGGUUCAACGAUAACAGCUGUGCCUUUAACAUCAAGUGUCACGGCGAAAGAGGCACCCAGAUCGAGAACAGACUGGGCUCAGCCACAGCAAACCCCUAUCUGGUGCUGGCCGCCACCGUGGCAGCGGGCUUAGAUGGGCUGCAGAGCAGUGACGAGCCCUGCGCCAGUGCAGAACAAAGCUCAGAUCUGUGUCCAUCCAAACCUUCCGAGAUCCCCUUGAAGCUGGAGGACGCCCUGGUGGCGCUGGAGGAAGACGAGUGUCUGAAGCAGGCUCUGGGAGAAACUUUCGUUCGCUAUUUUGUUGCCAUGAAGAAAUACGAAUUGGAGAACGAAGAAACAGAUGCCGAGAGAAAUAAAUUCUUAGAGUAUUUUAUUUAG